Messenger RNA from Ictalurus punctatus (channel catfish), 6973 nucleotides. Its product is annotated as testis-expressed protein 2. The transcript is spliced from 14 exons. The coding region runs from base 351 to 3551 and encodes 1066 amino acids. Lineage: Eukaryota; Metazoa; Chordata; Actinopteri; Siluriformes; Ictaluridae. Gene Ontology annotation, cellular component: endoplasmic reticulum. Gene Ontology annotation, molecular function: lipid binding. The record is from RefSeq and is a predicted model, not a curated record.
CCUCUUGUGAGCAGGCUAAGACAGAACGACGAGAAAAAAACGAAGCUUGAGAACGGCGUUUGAAGGAUAAUACACACUUAGGAGUUAUUGUUUGUGUUGUUAAGCGUAUAAACACGACUUUUUCAGCAUAAUAGUGCUUAUCUGGGGCGUUGUAAAAGGAUAAUGAAGACGGGCGUACCUGAUAUCACCUGUUGCCGGAUGGCCGCUGGAGAAGGACAGGAGUAAAUGGCGCUGAGCUCCAGGUGCCAGUCUAACCAGCGACCGGCUAUAAAUAUGAGGCGCGAGGUGUGAUGGUCUAAGCUGUACGGACUAACCUGUGUAACCUGCUCUGAGACUACAGGAGCACCGUGAUGGCUAGCGGAGAGGAUGAUCAUGUUGAUCGACCCCUGCUCUCAUCUUUCAGGCCAUCUUCUGCUCCUAAACUAAAUGUGCAGCGCUCGCUAUCCCGAGAGUCCAUCACCAUCCAUUUCUCUGCAAUGGGCAAGGAAGAGGAUCAGGAGGAAGAGGUCAUAUAUGGACCGUUAGACCUGCCGAGCGACACAAUGACGACCAGUCAAGGAGUAGUAACGGCUUUGGAAGCAAGUGAAGACCUUGUUCUUGAAGGAGAUACAGAGAUGAAGUCUGUCGGUAAUUUCGAUGCAGUUGAGUCCCUUUCAGCCAUGGCAGGUCAACAGAACACUAAUAAGCAGGAACACAGUUUAACGUGCUCUACUUCGGCUGAGCCUACAAAGGGGACCGGAUCCUCAUCAGGCUCCGCUAACGCCUCACCCUCCAAAUCGGUGUCCCUUCCCUCAAUGGACAAGGCCUUUCUCAGCCUCAUGAAGUCUUUGUCUACAGAUUUGGAGCCCCGGGAAGGAGUCCCUGUUCCUCCACAUUUGCGCCAUCGGCAGAUGAUGAAAAAUUUUGUCAAAUCUUUGUCUACAGACACGACCCAGGAUCCCUCGGGAUCAAACCGCCCUUCAGACUCCCGCCUCAACCUGCAUCUCUUCAAACAGUUUACCCAAUCCCGAGCCACUGCAAGUGUGGGAGACUCCAAAACUGCUCCAACUUCUCCGUUAACCUCACCUGACAACCGCACCUUCUCGUUUAAGGUGUCCGAGGUGGAGGCGCGCAUUGAAGACACGAAACGGCGUCUUUCAGAAGCCAUGGCCGAUCCUUUGCAAUUGAUUAGCAAGUUCAUUGGCGAUGACUCUUCCAGUAUUUACAGACCCAAACCUCUUUCAUCCAGUGCCACAGAAUUGACAAGUUUCUCCACUCUAAAUGGCCAUCUUGAAAGCAACAAUAAUUACAGUAUCAAGGAGGAAGAAGGUGACCUUGAUGGUGAAGGUGUUACCCCAGAGGCAGCUGAGCUGGCCUCAGCUGCUGAAAGCAAGACUGCCAAACCUUGUCCGUCCUCUCUGGGACUGGACACGUGCUCCAUGUCGGCACUGGCCAAGCAGGAUGACCAAGAGUUCUGUGAACUUUACAGUGAAGACUUUGAUUUCUCUGUGGAUACAGAGGUGCAUGUUGAUCGUACUGAGGACGUGAAGACAGGAAGCGGUGCUUCCAAGCCUGCUAGUCCGAGCACAAACACUUUUCGUCAAGAUGAGAGAGAGUUGGUGUCAGCAUAUAGUAUUCCACGUAAGACUUUGUUAGCUCUGACCAUUAUUACUUAUGGAUACUUUAUCCUACCUUUGCCCACUUACCUUGGAGGAAUGUUGCUGGGUGUAGCAUUAGGGUUCAUGCUGGCCAUUGGUGUAGUGUGGCUAACAGGCCCAAAGCUACAAGGAAUUAGACGUUUAAGAUCCCCGAGGGAUCUGUGGAACGUGGCACAGUUGGAUAUCAAAGAACCAGGCAUCUUCAAGGGUUGGAUGAAUGAGAUUCAGAACUACAACCCAGAAACAUACCAUGCAACACUUACCCAUUCAGUGUUCGUGCGCUUGGAAGGCUCGACUUUGCGGAUCUCCAAACCCAACAAGAACAUCGCCCGGCGAGCCAGUUACAACGAAUCCAAACCCGACAUCACGUACAUCAGCCAGAAAAUCUAUGAUCUUACAGACAGCAAGGUGUCCCUGGUGCCCCAGAGUCUCGCCAGGAAGCGGGUGUGGAACAAGAAGUACCCGGUAUGCAUUGAGCUGGCCAAGCAGGAUGACUUCAUGUCUAAAGCAGAAGCAGACCGAGCCUCAGACGAGAAGGAGAAUCAGGACAUUGCAGGUUCACAGGAAGGAGGAAGGGCGGGUUCAGACCGUGAACUGCCCACCAUCUACUUGUUUGGAAGAACGGGAAGGGAAAAAGAGGAGUGGUUCCGGCGAAUUCUUCUAGCCUCGAAACUCAAAUCUGAAGCAGCUAAGAAGGCAGCGAGCCUGCCAACUAGCAAGAGUGCUUCAGCACUGUCCCAUAGUCGCAGCAGUAGCAGAGGCAGUCUGGAUGAGUUCCUGUCAUCCCAGGCAGCUAAGAAAGAGUCGAGUGUAAGUGCCAAACAGAAGUCUCUGUUGGAAUACAGUAUCUACAUGGCCAACUACGUCGGCCCUUCUAAAGCGACUAGUGCCAACACCAGUCCUGGAGCAAGCCCACACAGCAGUCCCAGUGUGGGCAAAAAGUUGCCAAGCAGCCCAGUAAAAGAAAAAGAGGAGGUGCCUGUGAGCUGGCUGAACGCUCUGAUUGGCCGGAUCGCUUGGGAUUUCUUCAGGGAGCAGCACUGGUCCGAAUGGGUGUCUAAGAAGAUUCAGAUGAAGCUCAGUAAAAUCAGGUUGCCUUACUUCAUGAACGAGCUGACGCUGACUGAGCUCGACAUGGGCUGGUGCACUCCCAAAAUCCUUUCGGCCUCUCCGCCCUCAGUGGAUCAUCAAGGUCUGUGGUUUGAUGUGGAAGUCUCCUACAAGGGUUCGUUCCUCAUGACUCUGGAGACGAAGAUGAACCUGUCGCGAUUGGGGAAGGAGGGUGAGGCUGUCAGCGAGUUUGGAAAAGACGGGCACAGGCCACGUACGUACUGCCUGGCCGAUAGUGAUGAGGAGUCGUCCAGCGCCGGGUCCUCUGAUGAGGAGGACGGGACGGAGAAUGUCGCUGAUAAAAACCUGCUGUCGGGUGCAGAGGGAUACACUGGAGUCCACAGGCCGAGCAAGAUCAUGAGAUUCGUGGACAAGAUUACCAAGAGCAAAUAUUUCCAGAAGGCUACAGAGACCGAGUUCAUUAAGAAGAAGAUCGAGGAAGUGUCAAACACACCACUUCUGCUCACUGUGGAGCUUCAGGAGUGUAAGGGAACGCUGGCUGUCAACAUCCCGCCUCCCCCCACCGACAGGAUAUGGUACGGCUUCCGCAGCCCUCCUCUUCUGGAACUGAAGGCUCGUCCCAAACUCGGAGAGAGAGAAGUGACGUUUGCACACGUUACUGACUGGAUAGAAAAGAAACUGGAGCAGGAGUUUCAGAAAAUCCUCGUGAUGCCAAACAUGGAUGACGUGUGGCUCACCGUCAUGCAUUCUGCCAUGGACCCUCGGUCAGACGCUACGGCAGCGGAUAGCAAGGAAGCCACGACAGUCCCCGAGGGUGACGUUCUACCCUCCGAGGGGCCUUGAAGCACCACUUCUAGUUCCGGUAUUGGCCAAAUGAGAGCUGAUGUUAUGGGUAUAAAAAGGGGGACAUCAGUGGAGAGUAUGUUUUGGAUAUGAAGGACUUGAGAAAAAGAGUAACGUAGAUGCAGGAAGGAGAACAACGUGCAAUAACGAGCUGUGAAGGAAGAUCGAUGACACUGCGAAUAUGUAAUCCGGUUAAGAUGAGGUAUCUGUGUUGGCGUGCAUAAAGCGUUCGAACGUUAACCUGUGAUUUAUAAUGGAGUGUGGCAGAGCAAAAGGUGUUCGACUCCACGUGUUGGAGAACCACUGCACUAUGACUUAGUACAUACUAAACGUCUAUAGAGAUUUUUAUUAUUAUUAUUAUUAUUAUUAUUAUUAUUUAAACAUACAGAUCUGCGUUUGUUUCAGUGUGUAUACGCUGCGCAUUUCUCAUGCAUUAACCCACCUGAUUUGGCUCUUCUGCUAAUUAGCACACUCUUCCCCUCCAUCAUGGUGCAGAUGGACUCGAAGUCUCCACUCUGUGAUUGCAGCCUUAAGCUAUGUGAUUUUUUUUUUUUUUUUAAUUAUUAUUAUUAUUUUUUUCAUAAAUGAUUAGAUCAUUGCUAGGAUUGGCUGAUCCUGGAUCAGCUUUCACGAAUACUGUGCCUGAGUACACUGCCCUCGAUGAAGUUCUUUUUCCUUGUACCUUGAAGGAGGCUAUUAGAAGACUAAUGUUUUGCGUGUGAGAGUUUACAAGAGAGAACGUAAAUGUAUAUGGGUAUAAUAUUGAGGCAUACGACCUCCAUUUAAAAUAAUACUAGCAUCAAAUGCAUAAAUCUAAACAAACCGCUAAAAACUAGACUCGAGUGUCUCAUCUGAGCACAUAAGAGUCGACAAUAUCGCAGUAUAUCAUAUAAACCCAUAUCGGCACAUGCCUCCUGAGACAACACUGCGUUUAAGUGUGCGUUUGCGGCCUGUACCGCUAACACGCCGCUCCAUUUGAUAUGCACUGCAUCUGAACUGUUGAUGGAUGUGUCAUUUAUCAGCCUCCCUGUUUGUAAUUCCUCUACAUCACCUUCUCACUAGAAGCCUUUCCACACUCUAAAUCGAGAGCUGCACCUUUUACCCAAUACGGACGAUUUAUGUGGUUUUGCCUGUUAAAAACCAAAUACUGUGAUUAUAACACGCACUAAUGACGAUAUUUAUACAAAAGACACUCUGUCUAGCGGCAGCCAGACGCACAUUAACCGGGUAACACACACAGAAAGAAUGUGUGCUUGGAAGUAAGCCAGCUUAAUCAUUAUACAUAUAUAAUGUCAUGCAAUUUAAAGAUGCAGUUUGUAAUGAAGUGGUUUUGAAGCAAAUAAUCCGGUCAUGUGUGGUGGCCUGGGAAAACCCUUCGUAUGGUGAACUAUAUCGUACUUCCCUGUCCGUCUUUUACAUGCAUCUGAAUCAUAAAGAAAGUCCUCUAUCAUUUGAAUCCCUGGUCACAAAAAUAUCAAACUGCUCCUUUAAAUUCCCCUGACAUAUGUUCAUCUAAUGUUGGUUACUUCAUUAACACCACCACUAACAUUCCCUGUAAAACCAUUUGUUCACUAUACAUACAUCUAUAGGCUUUGCCUGGUAGAGGGUCAGCGAGAUGUGACUCACGAAAGAGUUCCAGUUACGAUUGUGCACAAGGGUACACGAUCUUCUCGUGCGCUUGAUGUCAGGUUUCCAGAUGUCAGACAAUAAAUGGCAAAGGUCGCACGGUCAUAACUGGACCAUAAAAAAACUAAAAACGAGAUGACAAACUUGCUUCCCAUGAAUACAUUCUUUAUAAUUACCCUAUGAGUGAAUCAUCAUACUUCCCAGUGCCACUUUAGUGAGUGUGGGGUUGUAUGAUUGGGUAUGAUAUGAUGACUGUGUUAAUACAAUCAAUAAUGGUACUGUGUGUCUGUGUGUGUGUGUGUGAGAUAUUAUGAGGAGGGAGAGAGAGAGAUACAGUAUGCAGAAAGUCUGAUUGUAAUGAAUGUAUGACUUUUUGUAUUGUGUGUGUGUGUGUAUAGGUCUAGUGUCAACUGUUCAUGCUACUAUAUUGAGUUUAUUAUUUGAUACAAAUGAAGACAAUAUGAAGCUCUUUCACUGAUAGAAGAAUUAAUAUAUACCAUGUACGAGUGUAUGUCAAGCCAAUUUGCCUAGUAUGACUUUGUGUCAUUUUUGGAAUCAAAAGCCAAGCAGUAAAGAAGUGAAACUGUUAGUUUCAUGUUUGUUAGAAUUUCUCAUUUUUUCUUUGUUUGUUUGUUGGGUUUUUUUUUCAUCCAUUUUGUAAACCUGCGGCUUGGAGGCGCUAAAUGCCGAUUAAACAGACGGUAAAGCUUUAAACACUCACUAAUUGCGGUCUUACAGUCACCAUUGUGCCAUAAUGGUUUUGGAAAUCCGGGCCUUGUUUGAGAUGUUAUUAGAAAUGCUCGAGAUAUCUCUCUGGUUUAUGAUCUAGCAAUUCUGUUCACAUGUUAUUGUGAUCUGUUGUACUUCUAUACGUUUCCACUGGGAAGGAUAUUAACCUUAAAAAAAACGAACCUCCGCAGUUGUAUUUGUGCCUGUCUAUUAAUAAGGAAGACACUGUUCGUUAUAUCGCUUCCUGAAUGAGCGCCAGCUUUAUUUUGGAAGCAGAAAUGUACUGCCCCAACCCAAGUGAACAGUGUUUCAAACACAAGUGCCCACUUUUUUUUUUUUUUUUUUUUUUUUUUUUUGAAAUUUUGUGUUGAUCAUUGUGAUAUCAUAUUACCGAUUACUGACCCAGGCACGUGCGCAACAGAAAUGAAUGUGUAUCCUGGUACGCUCAAACACGAUAUUCCACGCACUACUAAUAAACGUCAUGCCGAUGGUGACGGGCUGGACGUUGACCAUAUUUCCUUAAAUUGAAGUUACAAAUGUUUUUAUUCGUUUGUUUACAGUGAGAAUCUAUGUUUGUAUGAUGGAUUUCUCUCAGACAUUCACAAUGUAAUGUAAUUUUUUUUCUUUCUUUUCUGAUUGUUUUCUUUGUUCAACAGUGUAGGAAAUCCUCUUUUUUUUUUUUUUUUUUUUGCCUUAAAUGUAGCUGGCAAUCAGGGGUUGGAACAACAUUAAUUACUCUCAGCAAGGUUAAUCUGUAUUACUGAAUCAUCAGUGAAAGGAAGUGUAAUUUGCUGACAUCCUAACAAUGAAGACUGUAACUGGAUCAGAAAUCUGUGUAUGCCAAUACGUGUGCCAGUCUGUGUCAAUAAUCAGUGCAGUAUUAAUAAUAGAUUUGCUUCUUCCUCUCCUUUGGUCACGGUAUGCCUUCUACAAACAAGUGUUGCAAAAAUGCCUGCUUGUUUAUGAAUAUUUUGCUUGCUAUUGUACAAGUGUCUUUAUUAAAAUGUUAAAACUGUAUGAGCUGUAAUUUUUCUUAAAAAGAUUGAAUAAAGAUUUUUUCUUAUUUG